This is a messenger RNA of Tricharina praecox, 1158 nucleotides long. RefSeq lists its product as uncharacterized. NCBI's taxonomy places the organism in Eukaryota, Fungi, Ascomycota, Pezizomycetes, Pezizales, Pyronemataceae. Gene Ontology annotation, molecular function: zinc ion binding; DNA-binding transcription factor activity, RNA polymerase II-specific; RNA polymerase II cis-regulatory region sequence-specific DNA binding. Gene Ontology annotation, biological process: positive regulation of transcription from RNA polymerase II promoter by galactose. Gene Ontology annotation, cellular component: nucleus. The transcript is spliced from 2 exons. Bases 1 to 1158 code for a protein of 385 amino acids. The record is from RefSeq and is a predicted model, not a curated record.
AUGACGGGUCCGGUCAAACGCUCCCUUUCCACCCCAAACGUGCAGCAAGCCGCCGCUGCCGCUGCCGCCGCUGCAGCUGCCGCUAUGGCCGACUCCCCUUACUCGACGGAUAAGCGACGCAACAAGCUUGGAUAUCAUAGAACUUCUGUUGCUUGUGGCCACUGCAGACGUCGAAAGAUCCGGUGUUUGAUCGCGGAUGAUGACAAGCAAGGACGCUGUGCCAACUGCAUUCGCUUGAAGAAGGAGUGCUCCUUCUACCCAGUGGACGCCACCGAUCGUCGGCCUCGUUCAAUGUCGAAGCCCGAUAUCAGCCAAGAGGCGGCCUCCGAAACUUCUUCGCCAUCACCUGGUCUCAGUGGCAGAGUACCCCACACCGCCGAACCACCACGCGGCUAUCCCGCAUCGAUGCCCGGCACCCCGACGUACGACUUCACUGGCAGCUUUGACGACAACCUCCGUGGCCACAACGGGCAACACCCCAUCUCGCGGUCAACGAAUGUAUCACGCAAGACGAGUCUCGCUCGGAUGCACACGAUGCCUUUGACAUUGAAGGUGGAACAGGGGUUUCUUAGUCCCCGUGAUGGAUUCGGCCCUCAAUGGGAUGUCGCAUCGCACAGUGACACCAUGACUCCCUCCACCGAGUCGUUCCGCACAAUCGAAGAUCCGUCUGCAGCAUACUGGCGAUUAGCUUCGCCUGGGGUGCCUGCAAGUCCAUACGUGUCUCCUCUGCACAGUCUCGACGCCAUGGCUCAAUUCGGCGGCUCGACGGAACUGCAAGACGACAAUCCUACCUGGUCCCAGGCACCCUCGAGGAUGGGAUCUAUCGACCAGGGUAUGUUACCCGCAUAUGCACUCGGGUCGUACCAGCCAGAAACGGACUUUGUCGGUUUACCGCCCGGACUCGUUUCGACGAAUGCAUCGACCGCGUCGUUGACGGCAUCCAUAUCGGAGUACGGAGACAAUCGUGGCCCGUUUUAUGUGAACCAGUGGGGAGGUGACCUUCUGGCCGAGCCGAAUGCGUACGAAAGCGGUCUACCACUCAAAGCGGAAUCCUACGAUUCGCAUCCGGCAUUCUAUAUGGACGAAGAGGGUCCGUAUCCGCCACUCUCGCAGCCGUCACAGCACGGUACGCCACCGAUAGGAAUGUCGCACGUUUGA